Molecule: messenger RNA, 2078 nt
Organism: Uranotaenia lowii
Lineage: Eukaryota; Metazoa; Arthropoda; Insecta; Diptera; Culicidae
Exons: 3
Coding region: 261-1217 (318 amino acids)
Source: RefSeq, a predicted model, not a curated record
GUUUACGAACGGAACGGGAAGUUGUUUCCUGUUUCGAAACAGUGAAUCAGCCUUAUAUAGUCUGUAGGAAUCGACAUUUCAGUGAUCUCACUGCAGUGAUGAAGUGAAUAGUUUAGUGUUGGUUAUCUCUAGCAGGAUAAACUGGAUCAGCAGGGACACAUUGGAGUGGUGGGUGGAUAGAAUAUCCUGCGAGAGCAAUAUCUGGCCAAUUCUUGACCAACUAAGAAAGUGUGAACUGCAGCAGCAAUACCAUCGCAAGGAUGUCCUACAUUGGAAACGCUUCGGACGUCGAGCAGGAAAAAAACCUGACCGAAUACCGACGGCAGCGGAGCUCCAGCAAUCUCAUCCCAUCCGGAUCGAAGUCGGUAGGCAGUCCGAAGCUGUCCGAUGUGCUGUGGAACGAUAAACGGGCCAACCAGGGAAAUCAAAGUGACGACGAUGACUCCGAAGUUUCGGACAGUGAAAACUUCCUGGCCAAGGGGGCCUUCUUGCUGACGCCGUCGCACGAGCUAUCCAUGGAUCGGGCGGCCUUAAUCUGCGAGAAGCUCAACUUCAAAGGUUGUUUUAGUCUAACGAAAACGGCCACUGGAAUAUUGUUCAAAUUUUCUAAUCCAGAAGACUACCAGGCCGUGUUCAAGAAGGGUUUCCACAAGGUGACCGGGGCGCGCUUCUACAAAAAGGUGGCCAUCCCCUGUCGACCGCAGAAAACGUUCAUGCUGUACGUGUUCGACGUGCCCGAUGAUCUGCCGGUCGAGGACAUUCGCCACUCGUUGUACCGGUUCAACUCGGUCGUCGAAGUGGUGCGGCUGAUUGUGCAGUAUCAGAAGCCUUCGAAUCAACAGGAGGGCGAUCAGAUGACAUCUGGGACGGCCACCCCAAAACCUCAGGUACCUAAGCCGGUCACAGCGAAACCGAUCGACGAACUGGACGUGGCACUGCAGCGUGAGGCUCCGCCGCCACCAAUACGAAUCACUCUAGCCUCUAUCGACGAGUAUCACCAUCUGCUCCAGAACGGGCUGGACUUUUACGGGGCCACAUUCUUCCCGACGGAAUCGACAUUGCCGGCUCACGCAACCAAAAUUGCUACCAAAAAAGGAAGUCGCAUGGUCGAUGGCAGCAUACCGGGGCGUGUUCGCGAAUUGCUCCCAGUCUUUGAUGCGGCCGGUUUCAGCAAGAUUCCACCGCCGGCUUCCAAGACCAUCAAGCCGCGCCUCUAAGAGACACAAUCAUUGUGUAAUUUCCUUCUCGGAACAGAAUACUAUAUUUGGACAGAUCGAACUCAAUGCUCCCACUAUUAUUCUCUGCUAUGGAUUACUUGAAACAUCAAAUGUAUGAAUCUCUCUCGACGUUAAGCGUUGAAAAGUGCGCAAAAUGCGCCGUUGCAUGCUAGACAGUAGAAUAUCGGCGAAUUAAGCGCCAUUACCAUUAGUGACGAACGUUUCGAAGCCGCCAUGUUACGCUCGAUUAGCUUUACAGAUUCCUCUCUUCUAACGAUCAUUCCUCAAUGUUGUAUCCAAUGAAGUGCGACACAACCAACAACUAAAAUUAUAUUCUCAAUACCGAUAGGUUUUGGAUUUUUAAUGACACUCAAAUAAUCAUAGAAGAGAAGCACCCAAGAUUACUAAUGCGUUUUUAUCAUUUAUAUUAAAACAUUAAAAAAAUAUUUCCAAUAAGCAAUCAACAGUUCCUCUUUCGUACGUGUGUGAAUGAUAAUGUAUCGCUUAUAGACAAAGAAUGAUGAGAUCGUAUUUUUUUUAAACUAGUUUUACAGCUAUAGCGAGUUAUAACUUUUUUUUAUCAAUUGCAUUAUCCUUAUUAUCAACAACUAGUAGAGUUUUACAGUCGAUAAAUGUAUUUAUAGGAUAUAAGAUGCCUGAUAAAGUCACAAAAAUAAAACUCCUUCAACACAGUUUAUUGUCUAGUAGGUUCUAUUAAGAUUGCACAUUGUAGUUUAUUAUGAACAAUACAUAUAGUUAAUUAUACAUUAAUAAUAACAUCUUAGAAUCAAACAACAAAACUUGAUCAUAACGAAUGCUGAUGUGCUGAUGACGACAACUGAAAACUUCUUCUCUCGAUGU